UUUCAGAGCUGUUCCGUCAUCUUCAAGAAAGUAACUGUGAUGGGAUGUAGAAAUGAUUCAGCAGUAAAAGGUGCUGGAUACCUUUCCAGAAGACUGGCAUCCAAUUCAAGCAUUCACACAGCAGUUGACUACUGUAGCCAAAUUUCUAUGUGUUCUUAUUAAAUAAAAAACACAGAGCCAAAUAUAGGGGUGAAAGCCUUAGAAAUCAGGGAAAUAGUGAUAGCCACCAAUCUUACCUCCCCAGCUUUGCAGCUACCAAAAGUGAGUUACUUCCUGUCUACCCAUGCCUUUAUUGACCUGCUCUUCUGCCCUCUCAUUGGCUUUUAGCCCCCUACCUCACUUCCUUGUCUCUGCCUGUCUGGACAGACCUCCAGGUCUCUAUGGUUGUUACUGGGAUUAAAGGUGUGUGUUAGCAUGCUUGGCUGUUCCCUAGUGUGCCCCUGAACACACGAGACCCUGCCUGCCACAUGAUCAGAUUAAGGGCGUGUACUACCUCUCCCUGACUUCUAUGUUUACUUAAAAAUGGCUGGCCUUUUCCUCCUUGAUCUCCAGGCAUGCUUUAUUUAUUAACAUACAAAUAAAAUAUCACCGUAAUAACAUUCGGUAACUCCAGUUAUCCAGGGAAACAACAGCCUCUUCUGGCCUCUGUCUACAUCAUAGACUCAUGGUGCACAGACCCACCUGUGUAACUGCAUGAUGAAAAUACCAUUCUAUGUGUAAAACCCAGUACUUGUGUAAAAAAACAUCAAUCCUUGCCAAAACUAAAACAAAGGCUUAUCUACUGAAGUCCAUAGUUCUGGGAAUAUCUCUAAAUGUUCAAACCUUUCUCAAAAUAUACUAACAUUUUGGCUUCUGUCCUGCCACUUCUGGCUAACUGUUCUUGUUAACUGAAGUGUGUCAAUCCACUUUUGUGCUUAAAAGCUCACCCUGAGAAAGGCUAGUUGCUGCACUGGAAUCUGGAGCACCCCAGGUACUUGCCAGCGAGCUAAUAAAGACUUUCUAAUGGCUUAAAUCAAUAUUCAAAGAUUAAAGAGGACAGAACUCCCCAGGGAAGGAUGAAUACUAUGAGGUAUUGAGAAACUGAAGCCCUUAGGACCUUCUCAUAGCAUGUCCUUAAGUGGAUCUGGAAGAAUGUUGCCAAGGAGGAUUAUCUGAGGGGGAGGGGCAAGACGACCAAUGAAAGUUGAUGGAGUCAUAUUGGAGACUAUUAGUCUGGAUGGAAUAAAGGCAGGAAAACGACAACUACUUUCAGAGGUUCCUGCCUGGCUCUGCUUCUUGCCCACCAUAUAUGAAUUUUUCCACCCUGACCUCCAUGUUGUGAACGCUGAGAUCUGACAAGGUAAGGAAAACACCUCUUCCUGGAUCAUGUUUAUGGGAGGGAUUAGUGUAAAACCCCGAGAAGAUUAAAUAACAGCUGUGUAGGAAUGGACAACACCCCUUACUUUGUGGAAGAUGAAGCAUAGUAAGCAAAAUACACUUGUCAUGGUUGUUCUUGGUUCCCAACUUAACUAGACAUGGAUUAACUACAGUCUAAAACGGAGGGCACAACUGUGAGACAUGUUUUGCUUAAGUAGGUAGAUUCACUUCAAGUACAGACUUUGGAGGUUAAAAGACACAAACAUUUAACCAGGAUCUCAAGACCUGAGGACACACGCCUUUAAUCCAGAUCUUGAGGCUGGAAGACACACCCUAAAUUGAGCCACGCCUUCUGCUGGAAGCCCUAUAAGAAGACAUGGAAGAAGGAAGCCGUCGCUCUUUGCCUGCUUGCCCUCUCCUUGCCACAAGUCCGUUCCUUCACUGGCAUUAGAGAACACUUCAGAAUUCCAGCAUAUACUGAAGACCAGCCGACUCAUCCAACCUCCUGGAUGAGGUGAAGAGAAAAUAGUCCCUGGUUCUUAAUUUUGGAUCCAGUUUAACCUUCAAACUACCUCCAGAAGAAAUGUCAGGGGAUGGGAUAGCCCAGAGCUGGGGCUACACGCAGAUCAGCGUCCAGAAUUUCUCCUACAAGUGGACCAUCAGCAACUUCAGUUUUAUUCUGGAGGGAAUGCGGGGACACAUUAGAAGCCCAAGUUUCUCACUAGGAGCCAAUGAGAAAUGGUGUUUGAGAAUACACCGGGACGAGAUCAAUGAAGAAAGGACAACCUACCUGUCAGUUUACCUGGUGUUGCUCAGCUGUCCAAAGAAUCACGUUUGGGCAAAGUUCCAGUUCUGGAUCAAAAGCGCCGAAGGAGAGAAAACCCGAACUACGAAGAGCCCAAGAGCCUUUGUGUUUGUGCCACGCUACAGCUGGGGAUUCAAAAAGUUCGUUCGUAGAGAUUUCCUCUUGUCCCAUGCCGACUGGCUUCUCCCAGAUGACAAGUUCACCCUCUACUGCAAGGUGAGCAUGGUCCAGGACUCCUUCAGCAUCUCUGACCAGAACAGGAAGCCAGGGAUCCAGGUUCCCAAGUGCACAUUGGCAGAUGAGCUAGGAGAGCUGUGGAAGAAUUCCCGCUUCACAGACUGCUGCCUGUUGGUAGGUGGCCAGGAAUUCCGGGCUCACAAGGCCAUUUUAGCAGCUCGCUCUCCAGUUUUCAGAACCAUGUUUGAACAUGACAUGGAGGAGAGCAAAAGGAACCGCCUUGAGAUCCAAGACCUGGAGCCACGAGUCUUCAAGGCAAUGAUGGACUUCAUUUACACCGGAACAGCACCAGACCUGGAUAGCCUGGCAGCUGCUGUGCUGGCAGCUGCUGACAGGUAUGGCCUGGAGCAUUUGAAGAUCAUGUGUGAGGAUGCCCUCUGCAGGGACCUCUCUGUGGAGAAUGCUGCCCACACUCUCUUCCUGGCUGACCUCCACAGUGCGGGGCAGCUGAAAACCCAGGCACUGGAUUUCAUUACAGCUCAUGCCUCUGAGGUCUCUGAGACCUCAGGCUGGAAGGCAAUGGUGGGCUCAUAUCCCAACUUAGUGGCUGAAGCAUACCGCUCCCUGGCUUCUGCUAACCGCCCUUUCCUGGAGCCCCCUCUCAAACGCCCGAAGCAAUCCUAGGACCUGGGCAUCUGUGACCUACAUGUGUCUCUCAGAAGCAGCAGCCAGGGUUGUUGCCAAUGACACCUGGGUAAACUAUAUGAAAUGCGUGGAGCAUUUACUGUGAAUGUGGGGAAAGACAGCAUGGUGGCUCGGGCUUUAAUACAGCUGUAAAUGAGUUGAACGGCAGGUCGGGGGAGGAGGAGCGUAGACUCUGGUAUACUCUGCUCUGUUGCUGUCCCGGUUUAAUUUUUGUCCAAUGAACUGGAACCUGGGAUUCAGUGUUGAUGCCGGUCCCAAGCAUAUCCCAACAGGGUUUCUUUGGAGAAACCUGUCUGGAUUGGACUGAGCAGAACACAUAUAUGAUCAAAGGCUCAGCAAAGGAGAAAAUAAACAUGAAUGUUUGCUUACAAGAGACGGGGAAGAGAAAGAAGACAUUUUUUCUACAAACUCCGUUUGUGGGGCCUGGAGAGAUGACUCCGUUGGUGAAAGCAA
This is a messenger RNA of Peromyscus californicus insignis, 3496 nucleotides long. Its product is annotated as speckle-type POZ protein-like. The record is from RefSeq and is a predicted model, not a curated record. Gene Ontology annotation, cellular component: cytoplasm; nucleus. Gene Ontology annotation, molecular function: ubiquitin protein ligase binding. Bases 1940 to 3022 code for a protein of 360 amino acids. The transcript has a single exon. Lineage: Eukaryota; Metazoa; Chordata; Mammalia; Rodentia; Cricetidae. Gene Ontology annotation, biological process: proteasome-mediated ubiquitin-dependent protein catabolic process; regulation of proteolysis.